AGUUUUCGUUCCCGUUUUGAUUUGACAGACAGAGAAAAAAAGCAAAAUUUUUUAUCGAUGCGUGUUUCUUGCGUGAAUUCCUUUUUCUAUUUUUGUUCGCAAAUUUGCUCCUUGAAAUUCGUUUAGAAUCAGCUGCAAACGCAAUGAAUAACAAGUAGACCAAAGUGAUUUUUGAAGUGAAAAAGUUUUACCACGAAAGGCAGCUAUUUGGAGUGUUCGGUGGAAGUUUUAUUCAACACAAAGUGGCCGAGUUCUUUCCAUAAUAGAAAACAAGGCGGCGGACAAGCAAAAUGGAUGUACGCACAAUCGAAGAGGCGGUUCUCGCCUUUUAUCGAAGUGGGACGCGCCAGCAGGAAGAUACCCACCAGUGGUUGCAGCAGAUCCAGGAAAGUCCACAGGCGUGGUCCUUCUGCUGGGAGCUGAUGCAGCUAAACAAACCGUCGGAGAUCCAGUUCUUCGGAGCGAUCACACUGCACUCCAAGCUUACCAAACACUGGGCCGAAGUUCCGAAAGAGGCCCACAACGAGUUCAAACAGAAGCUGCUGGAGAGUAUAGUGCUGUUCGGGAAUGGGCCCAAAAUUGUGCUCAGCCAGCUGUGCAUUUCGAUGAGCGUUUUUAUAGUGCACAUGCUGGAACAUCCGACCGUGAUCGAGGAAGUUACCGGCAUGUUUCUGAACGAGCAGCUUGGAACCCUGUCGAAGAAUACCCAGCUAGAAAUCCUCAUGUCCGUACUGGAGGGCAUACCGGACGAGGCAGAUUCGGUCCACACGCGCAUCCCACGAUCAAUGGUGCGCGAAGAGUUGAACAAAAAGGCCGAAUUCGCCACCGGGACGGUAAUAAACUAUCUCAGCGAGAAACUCAACAGCGGUCGAAUCGACGAGAGCGAAACCAGCGCGUUGAUCAACGCUACCAAAAGCUUGUCCACGUGGCUCAAAUAUGGUAACAUCCGUUUGGACGGGUGCGAAACUAUGGUGCAGGUUCUGUUGAAGCUGAUCCAUUACUGCUACUGGAAGGAGCCCAAAGAAGAUGGAUGUCUUUCCCAGGAGGACAAUGACCUUGCGGAGACGGCUGUUAAAGCACUAGUGAAAAUUAUGAGCUCACAACACAGUAAUGGUUAUAAAUAUUCGGCAACCGUCAUUCGAUUUAUGCGCCUUUUUCUGGACGUGCUAGGACCGAUUUUGGACGUCGAAUGGAAGGAGGACAACGAGAACGAAAAUCUAGCUUUUGUGAUCUACACACUUUUUUUGUCGACACUGGAGUGCUACUCGUCGAUCAUUUUUGCUGGAAUACUGUCCGACGACGAAGAACUAGUAAAAGUCUACAGCCGAACUGUAGAUCUGGUGGUGAAAUGUACCGAUAAACCUGGGACUUAUCCGUUGGAUGAAUCCUGCAGUACGCUGGCCAUGGAAUUCUGGUACAUGCUGCAGGACGAAGUGCUCUCGAUGCCAAAUGACGAAAAGAAAGUGAAACGGUGGGAGGCUAUCAAACCAGUAUACGUUCAUAUAGUGAAAGUUUUAAUUAAAAAGAGCCAGCUGCCAAAUGAGAAAGCGUUGCACAAAUGGAACUCUGAUGAUUUGGAGACGUUUAGGUGCUACCGACAGGACAUUGGCGAUACGUUACUCUCCUGUCAUGACGUGUUAAAUGAUUUAAUGUUGGAUGUCCUUUCCGAGGCCCUGGACGAAUCCAUUGCUUAUCUAAACUUUGACCCGCAAAAUACCGACAACUGGCCGUUGCUCGAAGCUACCAUCCACGCGUACUGCUCAAUUGCACAGAAAAUCGAAUAUGCCGAGUACCCACAGAUCGUUAAGCUGCUCAAAGUUUUGAACGAAAUCCCCUACGAGAAAUACAGUGAUAAGCUGCUUGGAAUGGCCCUGGAAACGGCAGGAGCGUACAGCGAUUGGAUCAGUGACAACCCCAAAUAUCUCCCGCCAGCAAUCGAGUUGCUCGUCCGAGGACUCAGCUCGACUCAGGCCUCCCAAGCCACUCUGGGUCUCAAAGAUCUCACAUCCGAAUGCCAAAAGGAAAUGGCCCCGUUUGCAUUGCCCCUGCUGGACGCAUGUCGGGCUGCUCUACAGGGAAACCAUCUGAAGAACUCCGAAAUGAUACGUUUGAUGUACACCGUGGGUAACAUCAUGAGUGUCAUAUCGUACGAAAACAUUCUCCAGUAUCUCGAUCUGAUGGUGUCGCCCUGUUUCGAAGAGCUUCAGAUGAUCGUACAAAAUCAAGACACCAGCAAUGUUGCACGAGGUCGCAUUGUCCUUCGGUUGGAAAUGAUCGCCAAACUGUUCUCAUCACUCAACACCAAAAAACCGGCCGGCCAAGAAGAAGAAGGCUUGCCCAUUGCUCGACCCAACACCCAAUCACCGCAAACUACAACUCCGGUGCAACCGAUUCUGCUAAUACUGGAGAAAACCAUGGGCCUGUUGAAGACCCUCUGCACAAUGUGGCUGCACGACGAAAGUGUCGUGGAAACGUUGUGCAAAGCACUGCAACAGGCGCUCACCAACCUGAUGGAAGACAUCAAGCCCCUGCUGAACGACAUGUGCUGCCUGAUUUUGCUCAUCUUCGCCAACAAGUGUGCACCAUCUGCGGUGGAGAUGGCCGGCAAUUUUAUUUUAAUUUUCUACAACGAUCCUGAGAGCAAGGAAAGUAUGAAGCAGCUGUUCAUUGCUAUUAUGGAAUACAACUUUGGCCAAAUGAAGCAAUACGACGACCAGCAAAAGCUCUCCGAUGUGGCGGAUUUGAUAGAAACUUUCUUCCUGUUCAACACACGCAUCACAAAGAAAAUGUCCAAAUGCUACGGCGAAACACAGGCAGACUGCACACGACUAAUAGAGUAUGCGAUGAAAAGCAUGAUGCUGCCGGAAACAGGUCCCAUCAAGAAAAGCGUGGGAUUCCUGUCGAUAUUUAUCAAAGAGUCCCGAAAUUGCCCCCUCAUGAUGAAUGCCGUAGUGGCGCAGGGUGAAAAUCUUCUCAGCAAUACCUUCCUCUGUUUAGGUGGUUAUACCCCUCGAGCCCACGUGGACGUUUUUGCGGACAUUUUCCUUGCCCUCAACUACAAGUAUCCAAGCGAUUUUAACAGGUGGAUAAAGAUUCUCGAAAAGCCAAACUUCCCCACGUUAUUCGUAAGUCAAGCGGACAAAGAACUGUUCAUCAAAAAAGUACUCAAGGAAAAGGUGAACCGGCGGUUAGUGCAAGAGCAUGUCCGCAAGUUUGCAGCACUCUGUCGGAACGCAGUGGAAUGGGAGAUAGACUACCGAACAAGCUAAUAAGUGAAGCCGGGAGCAGCAAAACCGGAAAUAGCCAGAUGCUGGGUUCUUUCGAAUGUGAUUUUAGAAUUUAGGUUUAGGACGUGAAGAUUGUGACGCCAAGUCAAGCCGAAGCAAUGUGUAUUAUUUGACGUUAGUACCGUUAGUAGGUAUGUACCUUGUAGUUUGUGAAACGAACAAUGCUCCGUUCGUUUCGUUGCAUCAUCACCCUCCUUCGAAGUCUCCCUCCUAAUAGAGUUACAAGUGAUACGUAAUGUAAUUUCCUUACUUCGAUGUGAAUUUACUCAGCGAAUAAUGAUUUUAUUUUACCAGUAACGUA
Molecule: messenger RNA, 3588 nt
Organism: Aedes albopictus (Asian tiger mosquito)
Lineage: Eukaryota; Metazoa; Arthropoda; Insecta; Diptera; Culicidae
Gene: cdm
Product: importin-13
Exons: 8
Coding region: 291-3269 (992 amino acids)
Biological process (GO): protein import into nucleus
Cellular component (GO): cytoplasm
Molecular function (GO): small GTPase binding
Source: RefSeq, a predicted model, not a curated record